AUGUUCACAGCUUUCCAGUUCCAAUUGGUUAUGGGCGAUAAUAAGGAUGACGAUUCUGUUCUACAGAUUGAAGACGAAGCACCACCCCCUCAACUCCUGGACGAAGGAUACGCCACCCCACUCUUGCCAGCCACCGAUCCACCCACCAACCCCACCCACCAACCCCACCCACCAACCACACACCUAACGCGCCACGUCGCAGACGUAAAGCAUACCCGAUACAAAUUACUGACACACCACCCACGAUACUGUUCACUGCUGACAAAGGUCACGACAAAGGGACCUGGGCGAUGUUUGACAUCUCUGGCACCAAGUUUUGACACCUGGAAGACAGACCUCUACAUUGCAGCCGCCUCCGAGUAUACCACCGACCACCGGGCUACCUCUCUUUGUCUAUGA
This is a messenger RNA of Sphaeroforma arctica JP610, 399 nucleotides long. RefSeq lists its product as hypothetical. NCBI's taxonomy places the organism in Eukaryota, Ichthyosporea, Ichthyophonida. Bases 1 to 399 code for a protein of 132 amino acids. The record is from RefSeq and is a predicted model, not a curated record. The transcript has a single exon.